UUGAAAAUUGAUGUUGUGACAAAAUCUUGUGCUCUCAAAAUGUUGAUGUUUCAUGCUCUUAACUUGAUGGCUACGAUGCUUGGUGCUGUAGUACUUGGAUUCGGAUUCAUCGGAACGGUUAUAUUUGGCAAUAUUGGCAAUGAAACUUUUAGUCUUAUGGUAACUAUUGGAACUGGUGUACUCUGCUUAUCUGUUUUAAGCUGCUUAAUGGGAUGUUUGUGCAAGGGUUUGAUUCUUUGGUUGUAUGGUUUAUGUAUGUUUGCUCUUGGAAUCUGCACUUAUAUGCUCUUGUACUACUACGUUAGACCAUUUGAAACAGUAGUUAAUGUAGAAUACGUAGUUAAUGAGUCAUGGAACCAUACAGUUGUCAAAACCAAUCAGAAGCUGUACACCAGUAAUCCUCCAAUAGACUUCACUUUAUUAGAAAAAAUGCUUCACUGCUGUGGCAAGACCGGACCUGAUGACUAUGACAUAGAGGAUCUUGAAAUACCUUCAUCCUGCUAUGUUGCUAACUAUCUUGAAACUAUGGAGGCUGAGGUUUACAUUGAAGGGUGCGUUGAAAAAUUUACAAAAGUUGUCCAUAAAUUUUUUAAGGCAAUAAUCGUUGUUUGUUGGCCCCUUAUGAUGAUCGAGUAUUUUGCAGCGUUUUAUUCCUUCUGUUCAACUGUUUUUUAAAAAGAAAUACUUUUUUAAUAUAUGUGUAAAAUA
This is a messenger RNA of Teleopsis dalmanni, 708 nucleotides long. RefSeq names its product 23 kDa integral membrane protein-like. The transcript has 5 exons. The record is from RefSeq and is a predicted model, not a curated record. NCBI's taxonomy places the organism in Eukaryota, Metazoa, Arthropoda, Insecta, Diptera, Diopsidae. The coding region runs from base 40 to 675 and encodes 211 amino acids. Gene Ontology annotation, cellular component: membrane.